AUGAAAGCUGUACGGCAGUGGCUUUUCGCCGCUGAGGCUGUCAACGACAAAAAGUCUAUAGUGGAUGAGCCCGAUGUGUAUCCUGUGCAUUCGCUCGAUCGCAUGGCAGAAUACCAAAAGUUCGUGGCAACAGUCAUGUAUUUCAACGACGCGCUUGACGCCGACAUGCUCAACGCGUCUUUGGUGAAGCUACUUGAGACUGGCGACUGGAAAAAAUUAGGAGGCCGGCUGAAGAAAGACGUCAACGGUCGGCUGCAGUUACAUGUGCCGCCUAGGUUUUCUGCUGAGCAGCCAGCAGUUGCAUACACCCACGAAUGCCUGACGGAAAUGAAAAUCAGCGACCACCCCGUAGCAAAAUCGUUACCGACUCACACGCACGUCCCUUCUUUGCAGCCCUUGCCAGAGCGUGGUGCGCUCCGGACGUUGCAAGUUCGCCCAGAUUUUCCUGCGUCAUUGGACGACUUGAUGGCAGAGGACCUGCCUCCGCUCUCAUUACACGUCCAUACAUUUCAAGAUGCAACGGUCGUCGGCCUUUCUUGGCCACACCUUCUGAUGGACGGCGUGGGGCGGUCGGCGUUGAUGAAGAGUUGGUCGCUUGUCAUGGCUGGCCAGGAAGACAAGGUGCCUCCUGUAGCAGGCGCCCACCACGAUGUUCUUUCUGGCUUGCCUGCUGGCGCCAGUGACCAGGACGAGUUCUUUGCCAACAAGGGCCUUUUGCGCGGCGUGCGGCUAGCCAAGGUCCUCCUAUACUGGGGAUGGGCGAAGCUGGCCGGCCCUGGUAAGGUCAUUCGAAGCAUGUACUUGCCAAAAGAAAUAUAUGAUAUGCUGGUGGGCGGUAUUAAAGAACAAGUUUCUCAGGUUCAGGGACAAACUGGCACAAAGCGCUACAUAAGCGAAUCCGACGCCAUCACGGCUUGGGUUACGCGGCAGGUAGCUUUGUCGGAACCCCGACCGAGGCCCGUGACUAUUAUGAGCCUCUUCAACGGACGAUAUGCGCUAAAGCAGCAUCUUAACCCGGAUGCUGUGUACCUGCAGAACAUGGUCCUGAUCAACUAUACAACGUUGUCUGCAGAAGAAGCUCGCGACGCCGUCGCCCCGCUCGCCCUCGCCUGCAAAGCUCAGCUCAGCGAGCAAACUAGCGAGUCCAGAGCUCUCGGUUUUAUACAAUGGAUCAGCAAGCGAGUCGACAAGACCAAGCACACGGUACCUUUAUGCGGCGGCGAAGAUUCUGUUCUGCUCUGCUGCAACUCAUUGAUCAGGGCCGACCUCAUCAGAGAGACGCGCUUCGCUCCUGCGGUGCUGCGUGCCGGAGAGGCUGCGGAAACGAGACGCAACCCUGCUGGCUCAAUGAUAAAUUUCUUUUAUGGCCUUCCAAAUGAGCCGACGCAAUUUAUCAAUGGAUUCAAUAUACUUGGCAAAGAUCACAGCGGCGGAACUUGGUUCGCAGGCAAUCUAGCGCCGCAGGUAUGGGAGGCUCUAGAAUACGAAGUGAAGCAAUUGGGAGAAGGGAAAAGCAGCUCAUAG
Molecule: messenger RNA, 1524 nt
Organism: Akanthomyces muscarius
Lineage: Eukaryota; Fungi; Ascomycota; Sordariomycetes; Hypocreales; Cordycipitaceae
Exons: 2
Coding region: 1-1524 (507 amino acids)
Molecular function (GO): acyltransferase activity, transferring groups other than amino-acyl groups
Source: RefSeq, a predicted model, not a curated record